UGUCUUCUAACUUUGCUCUAGUCUAGACGAAUUUUUCCCUUUUUUUUUUGUUUGUUUGGUGAUAAUGUCGGAUGAAGGAGGAGGUCUAGCGAUCAGGAGUACGACAAGUUCUUGCGUAGAGCUGGCCCAAGACACAAGCUGAUGAAGCAUCAGCUUGCGGCUGCAAAAUAUAUAGAUCUAUAAUUGGCCCUAUUUCACAUAAAGUUCCUUUAAUCUAGUGGUAUAAACAGUGGAAAGGAGUCUAGGUGUCAGGAGUUUGACUCUCAAAACUCUUAUUUAUUUGUGUUUUCAUUAAAAAUUUUUUUUUACAGACCUAAAAAUAUUUGUGGGCCUGUGGCCUCAUAAUUCUCUGCUGUGAGAUCAUCCCCAAUGAUCAAUGUAAUCAAACGAUGCCUUCUUACGCGGACUCUGAGCGGUUGAUUGGCGAUGCUGCCAAGAUUCCGGAUAACACUGUCUUCGAUGCAAGAAAACAGGAAGAGGAUGAAGAAGCUAAGCAACUAUUAGUAGAUAUGAUAGUGAAUGAAACAAUGAAGAAUCCCACUUUCAUGGAAAGCUUAAGAAAAACCAAAGUAGAUACCGCAUGGGACGAAAAGAGAAAACAAGAAAAAGAGGAGCUGAAGGAGAAAAGAGAUGAAGAAAAAAAGAGAGGAGCAGCAGAAGAAAAAACAAGACAAGGCCAUGGGUAAGAAGAACAUAAAAUAAUUGUUUAAGCAUAGUUGUAAUAACUUAGUAGGGUUAUAUGGAUUUAUGAUUUUAUGGAUUUGAAAAUCCAGUGUUAUUGGUUCUUUGUUAAUUAGGUUUAAGUUUGACUUCACAAUUUCACCAUAUCUCCAAAAUAAUAAAUUAUACAUGUAAAAGGAA
Camelina sativa (false flax) is the source of this 861-nucleotide messenger RNA. The record is from RefSeq and is a predicted model, not a curated record. Lineage: Eukaryota; Viridiplantae; Streptophyta; Magnoliopsida; Brassicales; Brassicaceae.